This is a messenger RNA of Epinephelus lanceolatus (giant grouper), 4641 nucleotides long. The record is from RefSeq and is a predicted model, not a curated record. Lineage: Eukaryota; Metazoa; Chordata; Actinopteri; Perciformes; Serranidae.
UCCUAUCUCUGCAGCUGUAGUUCUUCACUUCCUGGACACCUCAGCUCCUCCACUCUGUGUUUUCAUCACGGUGCUGCAGGUUCGUGCUCCCCGGGCUCCUCUAACCUCAGCUCCGGCUUCAUAUCCGUCUGACAGCCGCGGCUGUCUCCCGCCUCAACCCGGACAACGAACCGGAUCUCCGGCUGGGUCUCAAACUGUGAGCCGGGGGAGCUAGCUGGGAGGCUAGCGGAGCGUUAGCCGAGCAGUAGCGGGGUGAAGGCUCGGUCCGGACGGCGGGCAGAGGGAGCGCAGCAUGGCCGGAGGAAAGCACAUCCAGGCGGCGGAGGAGAGGGCAGCGAGCCGGGGUCAGAGCGAAGCAAACAGGAAGUUGAAGUACAUCAGUCUGGCGGUGCUGGUCGUCCAGAAUGCAUCGCUCAUCCUCAGCAUCCGCUACGUCCGCACGUUGCCGGGCGACCGCUUCUUCGCAACGUCAGCCGUCGUCAUGGCGGAGGUCCUGAAGGUCCUGACGUGUCUGCUCAUCAUCCUGCUGCAGAAGAGAUUCAAUGUGAAGGAGACGGUGUUGUUCCUGGUGGACUCCAUCUUGUUCCAGUACAAAGACACUUUGAAACUAGCCGUCCCGUCACUCAUCUACACUCUGCAGAACAACCUGCAGUACGUGGCCAUCUCCAACUUGCCAGCUGCCACCUUCCAGGUGACGUACCAGCUGAAGAUCCUCACCACAGCUCUGUUCAGUGUGUUGAUGCUGAGGAAGUCUCUGUCCAGAGUUCAGUGGGUUUCUCUGCUGCUGCUGUUUGCUGGAGUCGCCAUCGUACAGGUGCAGCAGGAGGGGAAGAAGGAGGCGUCGGUGUCGGGCAGCUCCAACCAGAACUACACGGUUGGUUUGGUUGCCGUGGUGAUCAGCUGCCUGUCAUCAGGGUUCGCCGGUGUUUACUUUGAGAAGAUCCUGAAGGGGAGCUCAGCGUCCGUCUGGAUGAGGAACGUGCAGCUGGGGAUCUUUGGCAUGGCGCUCGGCAUGUUGGGACUGUGGUGGAAUGACGGCGCCGCCAUCGCAGAGCAUGGCUUCCUGUUCGGCUACACCGGCAUGGUGUGGUGCGUGAUCUUCAACCAGGCGUUCGGCGGGCUGCUGGUGGCCGUGGUGGUGAAGUACGCCGACAACAUCCUGAAGGGCUUCGCCACCUCCUUCUCCAUCAUCGUCUCCACGGUGCUGUCCGUCUACCUGUUCGGCUUCCACGUGGACCUGCUCUUCACGGCGGGGGCGGGGCUCGUCAUCGGCGCCGUCUACAUGUACAGCCUCCCCAAAGCGUCCGGCGGAUCUUCGUCCCCGAGCUCCUCCUCGUCUUCCUCGGCGUCUUCUGCGUCGCCGAGGACAAAUGGAGGCGCUGAGAUGGAAAUGGAGGAGUUUCUGCCAAAAUGGAAGCGUCCGUCACACAUGAUGUGGCCAAGGACCGUCGGAAAUUUGAAUAUCUAACCAUAAUUUCUGUUUUUACAGUUUCUGGCUGAUGAGUGGUGUAACCACCAAAAUCUGGACGGCAUGUUUUCUUUAAACACACCCCCCUCAUAAAUAAGGAACAGUCCCUAAGAUAUUUUGCCACCUGAUAGUCACAGGACACAGUGACUGUAGAUUUGUGAUUUUAGCAUCAGUUCAAAAACCUUAAAGAUUGUUAAAGUUCAGAGAGUGAUCAGCUGACCUGUGAGAGUGCGUCUGUGUCAGUGCGCGGUGUCAUAAGUAACUCAGCACCAGGCCGCAUCAAAACGUCUCCCGUCAAACGAUGAUCGAUCCUCUCGCUGCCCAAAUCUAGAACAAAAGAUAGUUUGUGUGGUUUUGCUGGCGGCCAAUCACAGCAAGCGUUCUUGGAUUUAAUGUGAUGUGUGACGGGCCCACUGCAGCAGCAGCAGCUACAACACACACAGUCUGUGAGGUGGUGACGUCGUGUGUUUAACUGCAGUUUAGCACCGAUAGGCCACCAAACAUUCAAAGGUGUGGCUGUGCGACACAGCUGUGGCGUCUCGUGGCUUUUUAUGCACUUUUUUUUUUUUUUCCUUGAGAUUACGAGGUGGAAUUAUGACAUCGUUAUUACUGAUCUCAUUUGGUGUUGAUCAUUACUGAUGACAUCAGUGAACCAUUUCAGCUGAUCGAUCAGACCGAACGAAUCGUUAGAAGAGUCACUUUUGGACUAAACGUGGGCUUUACGGUGUUUUUGACAUUUCUUAGGAUCAAUGAUAGAAAAAUAAUCUUUAUUAUAAUCAGUAAUAAUAAGUAUAAUAUAUAAUAAGUAAUAAUGUAAUCAAAACAUAUCAUUAGCUGGAUUUAUCUGACAGAGUUUCAGCUCUUUAUCAGCCUAUGACAUCAUCUUUUACACAGAAUGUUUUUAUUUUUUAAAUUGAUAAUGAUUGAUUAUUGUUGGCGUGGAGCUGCUCAGUGAAAACAUGUCACAGGUCAAACUUGGCUUCCUGUUGGCGUCCACGUUGAGACGUUUGUGUUCGGUGCCUUUCCUUCUCAUCUGUACAGAAGCCAUAGGAUUGUGUCGGUGUGACGUGUACAGUCGGUUCACACACAACAGCUGGAACUCUAAAGUCUUCACACAGGAGGGGCGGCGGCCUCAUCACACUGAGACACUGACCUCAGAUCAGCCGCAGCUGUGACGGGACUGUGCUCUCUGAGCCGAGCAGCUUUUUAACAAUGAAUGAAUCAUAAUGACUAACGUUUGUCCUGCCGCGGGCGUCCUGAAUGUUUUUCUGUCGGUACGACGGGCGACUCAGUCGGUCAGAGACAAGUCGUGUUCGUCCGUCGAGCUGCUUCCUGUUGUUUACGUUGCUGAUUGACUUUGGGAGGAAAGUUUGAGUUGUUUUUGUCUCCAUGUCGCUGCAGGAGGUGACGAACACCUGAGCCCCAGAGUCUGGUUAUAAUCCAGCACGUUAAAGUGACAAACCGCCUGAAUCCUCCAGGUCGACACGAGUCUUAAACAUUCAGUUGAAGGCAGCACAUAUAUAAUUACCUGAUCUCUUUCAGGCCCCGACUUAUUGUCUUCACCCUCAAGUAUUUUCUCAGCUUAUUGAUGAAGAGUUUCGUCAAUAAAAAAGCAGAAAAUCGUGAAAUUUGCAGUUGUUGAUGGUCCGAGGUGACGUCCUCACGUCCUGUUGUAUCGACCUGCCGUCGGAAAGCCCCAAAUAUUCAGUUUUCUGAGAAAUAAAACCAAAAGUAGAAGAUCAGAGCAGCAGGAACCAGAAAGUGUCUGACAUUUAUGUUUGGAGAAAAGAGAAUAGUUUCAGAUUAUUUUCUGACUAAUCGACGUGCUGCAGCUUCAGGCCUCUCGAUGAUGUGAGUCAGUCCAGUUUUAAGCAGCUAGUGUCUGUUAACUUUCUGUGGGACUCACAAACAAAAUGAUUUCUUUAAUAUUGAAGUUUAUUUAGUGACGUUAACUCAUUGUUUGCUCAGAUAUUAAGUAAAUAUGAAAGUUUAUUGAAACCCACAUUCGAAACCGACACAAAAAACCCUGAAGUUUCUCUUUAGGAACUUUUUAAUUUUAGUUUAAAUUGCAGUACUUUGCUGUAUUGACUUUUUCCCCACUUCUACUGAUUAGAGUCUGCAGGCAUCAACAGAACACCAGAGAGGACGACGUUAGUUUCUCAGUGAUCAUAAAAACAUUACUGUGGGAUCUCAAACACGAACACACACGAAGACUAACUGAACCUGACCGGUGCUUUGUCACUGGACCCCUGUGCUUCUCAUAAAGAAGGAGAAGAAGCUAUACUUUAUUAAUCUCUGAGGGAAAAUUAAAUUUUUGCUUACAUUAUAUAGAGAGAUGUCAGAGUGAGGGGGCUGCCUUGGACAGGCGGCCCAAGCAGUGAGGGCUUCAUUGCCUUGCUCAAGGGCACCUCGGCAGUGCCCAGGAGGUGAACUCUCCAGCUACCAGUCCAUGCUCUAUAUGUGGUCCAUACAGGGACUUGAACUGACGACUUACUGGUUCCCAACCAAAGUCCCUAUGGACUGAGUUACUGCUACCCGAUGGACUGGCCGUUAUGAACACCAUGUGUGAGCGUGGGGUGGUUCAUGGGUUUGGACCAAAAGUAAACUGGUUCAGAACCUGAAAAGUUGAUUUCUAACUGGAACCAAAGAAUUGCAGGUUUUCCUCGACCUGAAGUGCGAAUAAUAACGACAUCGGUGGCGUGUCACAUUGUGCAGGUUGGAAACAGACGACGGAGAAGUUGAGUGAAAAAAAAGAGGAGUGCAGCGGUCUCAUUAAUAUUCGGUCUAUGCUCGUUCUUUUUGGUAAAAACAAAUAAUGUUUGUUCUGGGGUGGUUUGUAGCUGAGUGUGAAGCGGGCGGGAUGAGAGUCUCAGUCUGAGGUCAUGGUUCUCUGACGGAGAACGGUGGAUUGUUCCCUCUGUGUUGGGAGAAAGUUACUGCCCCAGGCGUAGAGUUCUCUGGGUCUUAUUCACAAGUAAGGGUGAAAUGGAGCAUGAGAUGGACCGGCGAUUUGAAGCUGUUACCGCAGAGAUGUUGGCGAUGGGCCAGACCAUUGUGGUUCAGAGGGAGCUGAGCCAGAAGGCAAAGCUUUCCAUUUCCUGGUCCAUCUGCGUCCCAACCCUCACCUAUGGUCAUGAGCUCUGGGUAGUGACUGAAAGAAUGAGGUCACUGAU